AUAAUCAUUUUGUGAAUUUGAGAAACAUUACACAGGAAUAGAAUACUUAUUAAUUAAAUGACAAUGAUGUCGAACAGAUACAGUUUAGUUGUCUGAUGUAUGGUUAUUCUUCCCUUUUCAACUCAUAUAGUAACACAUAGAUGUACCCUCAAACCAUGCUGCAUUGAGCCCAGCUGAACCUGCCUGGGCUAUCAUCCACUCACGUUAGCUUCCCACACAUCGAUCUUUAACAGGUUAUGGGAUAAGGACUAUGGAGGCACCACCAGAGCAAACAAGCAAAGAAGUUGAUAUUUAUCGCGACACAUGGGUUCGCUUUCUGGGCUAUGCCAACGAGGUGGGAGAGGCCUUCCGAGCCCUGGUGCCCCCGAGUGUGGUGUGGGCCAGCUACGCUGUUGCCACGGUAUAUGUCUCUGCUGAUGCGGUGGACAAGGGCAAAAAGGCUGCUGCUGCACAUGGGGACAACCCUGGGAAGACGACACGGGUUGGCGUAGCGAUGGUGGACACCUUCAUCUGGCAGGCUCUGGCCUCCGUGGCCAUCCCAGGCUUCACCAUCAACCGGGUGUGCGCUGCUUCGCUCUACCUGCUGGGCAGGGCCACACGCUGGCCUUUGCCUGUGCGCAAAUGGACCACCACCGCAAUCGGCCUCUCCACCAUCCCUUUCAUUAUCAAACCUAUCGACAGAUCCGUAGACUUCAUGCUGGACUCUAGCCUCCGGAAGGUGUACGGGGGUGGGGAGAAGCAUGAGUAAACCCCCCCACUCCUGCUGAGGGAACUCUGUUGGAGGCACAACCGUUCACCCCUGAUUCCCUGAACCCUGCCCUGGCCUGGCCUCCAGCAAGGGCUACUUUCUUAACGCCUUCUCAAGUCGAGGAAACCUCACUGUGAAGCACAAAGCCAUGCAGUCCCUCCUCCUAUCCACCAUUUUGUCUGCUUGUCCCACCAUGGGCCUCACAGUCUCAACAUCAAGGUGUCAGACUAAACAUUUAAAGUUGUUUUAGUGGAGUAGUUUGUAGUGAACAUAUUGAAUGUCUGUUAGAGAAUCAACAUGCUAGUAUGCUGAUUUGAGAGCCAUCCAUUAUAUAGUUAGUGUUUAGUGAGGACAUGAAUGUUUGUAGCUAGAGAAUUGAUAUACUUGUCUGUUGGUUGGGCUGCACGACAACCAAGGGUAGGAAUGUUUCUACUGUAAUUGCUGUUAACAUUAAACUCAGGUAUCCUGGAGAUACAAUACCGGGUUGUCAGGAGUAUCAGGAGUCAAGAAAUAUGUUGACGUGGAACCAUCACCCAUGUAUCACAGUUUGAAUGGUGCAUGGUGUAUUUUAGACCCUUUCGAAACCUUUGGCCCUUGCAUUUGAUAAAGUCAGUCAGUAACAGCUAUGCAGUUGUCGGGGGGAAAUAAUGCUUAGGUUUCAUUCGGUGGACCAAAGCAAAUACCUGGUUUAACAUUAAUGUCUAAGAAAAUGGAUUUGUCAGAAAUGAUGUUCUGUAGUUAUGAGGAAAACUUUGGUAACAACAAAGGAAUGUUAUCAGCUGGUGCCAGAUAGUACUCAAGAAACUGUAAGCCAAAAUGUGAAAAAUUUAAACGAGGGAUGCAAUGAUACCACUUUUCAGACAGAGUGCGAGUACCUACAUUUGUGUACUUGCUGAUACCGAGUACUUAAUAAUUUGCCUAUGCCGGAGUUCUAUCAAUUUCUGUUUCUGAUAGGCAAAUCUGCUAAGGCAGAAAAUGACAGAACUCCUUCGAACCGCUGCCUUGAGUUUAACGUAAUGUUACCAAGAAGUGGUAUGGGUGCGUGGUAUCUGAGAAUUAGAUUAGCACAGAAUCGCCCUGAUACCCGAUAUUGGUAUAUUGAUCGGUGCAUCCCUAAUGAAACCAAAUAUAAAAGAAAUAAUCAUAUGUUAACAUUAACAUCUUAGUGUGAGAUUAAUGACAUACUGUUGACUGCUGGGAAAGUUCAUAAAGACUUUUUGUCGGUAAGAAGUAACACCAGUAGCCCUGUAGUGGCAGCUCCUGUAGUUCACAUAAUACAUCAUGGUGCUAGUUUUCCACUCUUCUCUUUGUAGUCUGUUAAAGGUGGGGUCCACGAUUCAAAUCCAGUAUACUUCCAGUCAUAUUCAGUGAAUUGCUACUCUGGUUCGCUGGCUGUCCAUUCUGUGUAUGCACUCAAAAAAAGCCAUAAACAAUUCCAGCCAAUCAACACAUUGCUUUGGGAGCACGGGAGGGAGGGAUGUAAUUUGAUUGGCUGUUGAGCUCAAAUAUCAACAACAUUUCUUCAUAAUUGCAGACUCUACCUUUAAGUCUCUGUUUCAUGUGAGCAUACCUCUGCGCUGGCUAAAUGUGGCAAUGUAAACGCUUGAAUAUGUUUUUGUCUUACAGGUCAGUGAGUGCUUGAGUACUCCAUUUACUAACAUAUAUCUUUGCCAUGGUAGAACUACAGAGGCCUUAUACAGUUCACUUGGCCCAAGUUUUUAAUAAGCAAAAAUUAUUGUAACUGAGAUUGCUUGGCAGGCUAUCUGGGCACAAAGGGAUUAUUAUUUUUGAUUUAGCCAUUGAUUUUAAGAUGUUAUUUUUAAAGAGGUUCUGUAUUAGGAUGAUUUAUGUGGAGGCAAAAUAAGUCAGAUUACACACAUCUAACAAAAAGAAGUGAUGAACGUAGUGAGCAAAACACACAAGACAUGAAGGGAAUGUAAGCACCUUUAGUUAUAUAUGGUUACAUAUGUCAAUCUGCUAUGCAAGUUGUACCAAAGUUGUACAAAUCAGAAAUGAUAAAGGAAGUAAUAUUUAUUCUAGCCAAUAAGGUUAUUUGAUUUGUGUAACAAAAGACAACAUUAGCAAAAGGUUGUACUGUUUAAAAAACAGAAAGCAAUAAUAUUAGCAGUAAAUAACGGUUGAGAUUUAAAUCCAUGUCCUUAAUUGGUUAUGUGUAGCACUUCAUUGCACAACUACGAAAACAUUUUACACUUGUUAUAUUUGGUUUCAGAGUUGUAAUUUUUUGUGAUGUUUGCAUGUCUUCCUUUUCUUGUAAAAUGGUGAGUGAAGGGAAUAAUUUACUUUUGUUUACAUUUAUUUUAUUAUACUCAAUCUUUCAAUGGUUUUAAAGAUAUUUGUUAUGGCAUUUAUUUUAGGGAAUUCAAACUAAAAAUCAUUUGGCCUUUUCAGCUGGCUUGUGCUACCUAAUGGACCUCAUUUGGGAACUUAUAACUGUAAAUGUAUGUGUAAAAUAUUUACAACAAAUGUCUACAAAUACAGCACUAAACUGUGUUACAGUAUAUAAUGUGAAAAUGUCUUUAAAGAUCGCAAGGGUUUGUUCCUUUCAUUGCUGUUCACAGAAAUGUAUACAAACCGUAAGAGUUUGUAUCAGUGCAAGGUUUUAUUUUUCCACCUGUAACAUGUCAUAUGUACAUUAAACAAAGACAUUUCUGAACUGG
Molecule: messenger RNA, 3426 nt
Organism: Clupea harengus (Atlantic herring)
Lineage: Eukaryota; Metazoa; Chordata; Actinopteri; Clupeiformes; Clupeidae
Gene: mtfp1
Product: mitochondrial fission process 1
Biological process (GO): mitochondrial fission
Cellular component (GO): mitochondrion
Source: RefSeq, a predicted model, not a curated record